AAGUAUUCCGGUGUUACAUUUUGCUGAAAGAGUGAAAUAAGUACGGAACGACGUGAAAGUAUCGAAUAAAUUGAAACAAAUAUUGAAAGAGUGAAACACUCGCAUCUCCGAGAAGAUUUUACAAUCCAAGUUACAUAAACUUUAUGGAUGGCAUAACCGCGUGACGGCACGUUACGACGCUGUUUCGGUAAAGCCGCAUGAAAGAUGGCAGCGUCGUUAAAGUCCAGUAAUUGUCGUUUGUUAAAUAUCGCCCGUCACGUUCCGCGGAGUAUCUAAAUCUCGCAUCCCGCAAUCCGUCCGAUGGCGAAGGAUAAUGCCCGGCCGGGCGAGGAAUCCGGGGCGUGCGAAGCCGAGAGGAAGCUCGACAGGUCGACGGUCUGCCCGAGCCGGCCGCGAGAUCAAAGAGGCGCUGCCAGGGUCAAGGACAAGCCCGAGGAGGGUCGACUUCCGACCCCGCCCCCGGAUCCGCAGUGCCCGCCGGUUGCACUCGCGCGGGAUUAUCGCUCGGGGACGACGUCCCGCGGACCCGAGGAGGAAGAGGAGGACCUCACGGCUUAUCUAGGCGAUCUCGGCGCGUCGCCGUUCGAGGGCCACUCGUUCGACUACGACACCAUGCCGAACUCGGCGACCUCGGCGAUGGGAGGUGAGUCCGCGGUCCCCUUCACCGAGGAGGCGUUCGAGCACCUGGACCGGCUGUGCGCGCUGACGGAGCAAAUCCUGGAGCUGCGGACACGCAGCUCCGAGUACUUCCGACGCGUGCGGGGUCUGGAGCGCGCCAAGGUACAGCGGAACGCCAAUCGCCGGCUGGAGAUCGCACUGGCAAACGGCGAGGAGCUGCAGCAUGACUUCGCCGACGAGGACACCGGCUUCGCGGAGUCGCUGCUGGAUGCGAUGCUGUCGAACUGUCGGGACGCCACAUCCUCGACGCCACGGAGGAGCGAGCGCUCGAGCGUGCGCUCGUCCGCGUCCUCGCGACAGCGGAGCCGGUCCCUCGUGCCGAUCGAACAGAAUCUCGGCUCGCGCCUGGUCGAGCGCACGGGCGAGGCGGAGAAACGCGCGGCGAGGAACGCCGCGAGGAACGGCGGGCAACCCAAGGUCAGCAAGUGGACCAGGGUGAAGGCGGCCUUCAAAUGGGAGCGCGCGUAUACCAACGAUCUCGCGGACAUCGCGGAAUCGGACGUGCCGGCGACCACGUCGCCGACAUCGGCGACGAGGUAUCUGCGGAUCCCGGACACGACCGCCACCGGAAGCUGGAGCACCGGAUCGGCGCUCUCGCCUUGCACCAGCGAAGUCUCCAGCCCGUCCACGCCGAUCGGCAGAGUCUCGUCCGCGUCGUCGUCCAACGACGAGGUGUUCGACGAUUCGCGCAAAAGUAUCGUGAACUAUCCAGAUCGACAAUCGCCCCUCGUGAAGGACGAUAAAAAGAGGGACGAUCCCGAUCGGUACGGUCGAUCGCUCGAUCGCGACACUCCCGUUACUGAGAGCGCUGACUCCAUAGAAUCUCAUAGCGAGGCUAAUCGCGGUAAACCGCUGAUCCGCAUCGUAUCGGACGCGGACGCGACGAUGCACGCUACGAGCGAGAACGGGAAAGAUCCUGAAGCGUCGCCGAAGAGGCCGCCGCCGACUCUGACGAUCACGAUCCCGUCGAACGAGGAGGAGAUCCGAAGUUUGUCCUCCCCGGAAUCGAUGUCCCCUCUGCCGUCGAGCGCGCAGGAUUCCGGCGGAAGCUCGCCGCAACGUCCCCGGGUGCGGCAGGACAUUUUGAGCCUGAGGGAAUUCAAACGACAGUAUUCGACGAUCGAGGAAGCGGUAACGCCCGCGCCAAAGAUACAGCAGCAAGAUUCGAAAUGGAACAAGGUCAGACGCGCCUUUCUGACAAACGCCACCUUCAGCGUUCCUCCAAGCCCGAUUAGAGUGGUCGCGGCGCAAUCGUUUACGAACGACGAUACGCGCCGAGCUCGCAGCUGUAGCGAAAGCAUCGAGGAUCUCGGUAAAACCGUUGCAGGUACCAAUAACAACGGCAAUUACUAUCGGGAAGCGCGCAGGGAUUAUCAGGCGCUACGGGAGAAGUUUGGCGCCGAGUUCCACCGGAAGCUGAUCGAGUGGGAGCGGCUGAAGGGACCGCAGGGCGCACGCAACGGCCUGCCGUUGAACGAGGAACGGCUCGCGCCCGAGUUUAGGAAGAAGCUGCAGGACUGGAAGCGAGCGAAGAAAGGCCGUCGGUCCAGCGCGGCCAUCGAGCAGCAGCGCGUUAGCCGUCGACGGUUGACCGACUGGCAGCUCUGGCGCUCCUCCUCGAAACCCGAGCCCAGAUGUUACGGCAAAAAUCAGGGCUCGAUCGGUUCGCGCGGGAGCUGCGCGAGCAUCGGCAGCGCGGGGAGCUUGGGCAGCGACGGGAAGCAGCAUCUCUGCGAGGAUUUCAUCAAGAGGAUGGAGACGUGGAGGAGGAUGAGCGAGGCCGCGUGCCGAAGCGGCGAGAGGCCGAAAUCACCGACGACGAGUCGUCUUGCGUCUAACAUCGACGAGACCGAGUUUCUCGCUUUGGAAAAGCUGCUACUGCUAUUCGGGCAGAGAACCAGGAAGGAGCUUCGAGAGAGCGAUGCGAGGCAGCUGAACGAUUGCUUCGAUGGCGAUUCGAGAUUCAUGGCUACAUCUCGAGGUGUAAACUGCGGCAACGAAGUGCUAAUUCGCACAUCCGUCGGCUCUUACCGUUUCGAGGGUAUAUCUCGAGAAUUUACGAGGAAGCUGUACGACUGGGAGAAGUACCGCGGGAUAUCGCCGAGGUCCUCCACGUUUCGCCUCUUGGGGCCGGGCUACACGCCGUUCGCGCAAGAUUCGGACGAAGUUACGUCGGCAGAGCCAAGUACGACGAGCAAGAAUCAUGCAUUCCACUGGACGCUGAAGAGAUCCAAGUCCGACGGAAGUGUCUUCGAAGGCAGUCUUCGCGACGAAUCGAUCACGCUACGUCGCUCCGCGAGUCUCCAGUCUCUCGCUUCUGCGGACAAGCUCGAAGAUGACACUCGCAUGAACGUCUUACCGGUCUCUAAUAAUUCACAGGGGAUUAAAGAUGCGGAGGACACGGCGGUAGAGGACUCGGAGCCAGAGGCAAUGAUUGUCGACAUCGAGGACGUUAUCGAGGAGACCGCCAGCCCUUUGGCGGGAGUACGACCCCAUCAAACGCCAGUGUACUGCGUCGCAGCCAGCGAAACCACCAGCAUUGCUGUUCCCCUUGGUACAGUUACCUCGAGCCACGAGCCUUCACCAGUAUUUCUAGUCAAAGCUGAAGAGGAUGAGGUCUGCGAGCGAUGGGACGGCGGGAAAAUCGGUUCGCAGGCUUGUUCGAGCGAGAACAGUCCAAGUCCAGAAUAUUUUCCAGUGUCUGCGGACUGGCAUGGAAAAACGACGUCUUUGGAUGAAGACAAGCCGAGUUGGGAGCCGAACUGGCGCAAAGAAAGCAAGGAGGAUGACGACUCCACGGGUUGGACCGAGAAAACGCGGCGCUCGAUCCCGGAUUCCGGCGAUUCCGUAAAGUCCGACCGUUCAAUCGAAUGGAAUCGAGACACUUGGGACGAGUCGGACGAUGAGGCAAAUAGAGAUUCGACGAGACUCGAAUUGCCUUCUACAUCGAUUUACGAGAGCACAAAUGGUAGAAGGAAGCAAGGCUUUCUCGAAAGUGACAACGCCGAAUCUACACACUUAGCGAAGAGACUCGAGAUCUCGUCGACGAAUGCGGAAGAAUUUAUGGACCCACCGCUCACGUGCAAGGGGAUGGACGAGACGUGUAAGGAUGAGACGUGCAAGGAGAAGAUCGAGAAUCUAGCAGACGAAUCAUCGAACAACGAACGGACGGGCGAUGCAAAGAGUCUCCAAGAUGACGAGGACGAUGAGAAGGCCAAACGGAGAGAGGCAAUUCUUAGCACAGAUUGUUGCGCUUAUCAAGCAACAAGAACGAUACCAUCGUUGGACCGUCACGAUUCCAAGGAAAUCUCAUCGCAAUUGUCAAAUUUAAAUUCCAAGAACAGCAAGGAUACAUCGGAAUGCCACGGUGUUGAUAGCGAAAACGAGGGACAUUACGAGAGCUGCGGUUCACCCGAGUUGCAGACCGAUGCGGAUCGGCACUACGAAAUUCUCACGUUUAAAACCGAGAUGUGCGGCGAUACGAUGGAUAGUCGCUUGUACGAGCUAAUCGACUGUAACGAAGUUUGCAGCUCCUCUUACGACGACAGAAGCAUAAAAGGGACUUCAUCAUCAUCGAGGUUACCAGAAAUGAAGAAGUCAAAUCUCCUGGAAACUCCAAGAUGUCUUUUGACCAACUCGACCGUUCAGACUAUUCCUAUAACUGUCGCCAGGGACAACAAAGCACGCUGUUUGGAGAGAAUUCUUAUCAAUGAACAGACGUUAAAUAAGAUAAUUGUUCCCACGGCGUGUGCGGAAAGCGGGAUGAAACCCGUGGAGAAAGCUCGAGAUCGUUUCACGAGCCUAAAUCGCAUGGACGAGACCGCGGUUGUCAAUAAUUACGCAUCUAAAAAAAUGACCCGCGAUCACCAGGUCGAGUGUGUUAAGAAGGACAGUUCUUCUACGAGAAACGUCUUCGUGAAGACAAAGCGCAUGAUAUUCGGCCCGUUUCGUCGAUCGGAAGAUCGACCGUCCUCGAGGAAGCAGAGCGACAGCUCCGUCGACGGUCGCCUUCCACACUCGUCGAAAUCCAAGAGCAAAUCGAGGUCGGCGUCGCCGAAAUUGUGCCGACAGGAUGCUCUGCUGCGAGUAUCGUUAUCGCUGCCGUGGCCUCUACGCUCCACAUCGAAGGAAAAUGAGGUUGCUUUCGAAACUGAAUCCAGGAGAAGCUCAGAAAGCAAGACAGAAGGUGCAACGAUUCAGGAGAAAAAUUCACCGUAUGAAGAGAAUAGCGUGAAAAAUAAGAGACUAAAUAAACAAUUAAGUAACGAAGAGCCGCCAUUUAUUGAUGAAGAGCAGGAUAAAAUUUGUCAAUCGGACACGGAGUUUGUGACCAUUCCUGUAAACGCGUGUUCGAUCGGGACAACUUCUGCGCGAGUUUCUGAAUAUCUAGAGAAAUCCAAGACAACGAUGACCAAGUGGGACCGAAACGCGGGCCAAAUACGAGGCGAACUUAAAUAUAAUCAGACACAGGACGAUGGAGAACGCAGUAAGAUCAAGUGCAGUCAAGUGCAAAUCGAGGAAAAACGCGAAAGAAAUCAUAGCCAUAGGCAAGAAGAAGGGUGGCAAGAGGUCACAUUCGGCCGAAAACAGAACGAAGCGAAGCAGCAAGACGAGAAUCACGCGAGAUGCGACGCGGUACCGUCGGACUUGAUGCACAAGCUCAAGAUACUCUCGGACGUCGCGGCGAAGAGAGAAGGACGAACGACGGCAGCGGAAUCCUCCGUGGUCAGCAGUUUGGAGUCGCGUUCCUCUAGAAUACGGCGUGCCAAGGAGAGCUUCCUGUCGCGGCGAGGCGGUCCUUUCUGUCGCUCUGUGAUGGAACCGGCGGAGGUUGCUGCCAACCCUGAGAAUCCUUGGAGAAGAACAUCGACAACUCAGAUCUCGACAGAAGUAUGGAAGUCAAACGGGACCACGGAGGCUACCGCGAAGUCAGAAGAACCGGAAGACCGAGCGGAAACGACGACGUUGACCGCGGAAAACGAAACCGUCUCUGUGGGCGAGGACAAGGUCGACGCGCGCCAGACAGGAGAUCGAGUGACCGACGUCGUGCGAUCGGAUUCGCUGGUGAAAUCUGCGAGCGCUGGCAUGAUCAACGUGGAUCCCGAUACGUUCGAUCGACUGGUCACAGCCGAACGCGGGUGCGAAUCUCUGCCGAGGGCGAUCGCGAAGCGCCGCGACUCCGCGAGCCCGUUGGCGAAGAUCGUCGGUAAGCUGAAGCUUUCGCGAUUAAUUCGCACCCGGAACGUCGACGGCGGCAACAUGAGCACGAUCACGACGUUGUGCAGGCAGAGUCUGUUGAUCGAUAUGCGAAACGCUUCCGGAAAUCGGCCAAGUAACGAGCGGGAGAUUGAGAAUGAUCUAGUCGAGGAUGCGACAGAUGACGAUGAUCAUUCGGUCGAAUCUUCUAAAGCGGUUCAGGAAUGAAUCUGUUCUCUAACCGAUAAGAUUGUUUAUGUAAUAUUCCAGGUCUACGAAUUUUAAGGGAAGCCUGCUUCUUAAGCUUCGUCUUAUACUAAUGAAAGGAUAUGAAUCUUCAGCAAUAGAAUAACGCACAAGCGAAUUAAGAAGUAGCCUGUAAUUAAAUACUAUGUCUCGAGAGCUGUAUUUGUUAAUUAAAUUAGGCUUAAACCGAUAAUGAAAUGGGAUAAUACCUUGUGCGUUACGACCGAUAUUAAAUAAGGUAAAGUGCACGUGGCAUACGUUAUAUCACCGCUGUAGAUGAUAUAUCUCAGUUCGCGUUUUCGUUUUAUUUGCAAAUUUUUCCACCAAUUAGACAUUGAUGUUUAGAUUGUUUAUCAAUGAGAACAUUGAAACACUAAUGACACUAGAUAAAAAGAAAAGAAUUUCUCGCGAAUUAAUCUCCUUGGGAAUGAAGUAACAAAACAGGUUUUAUAUUCGCAACAGAGCUACUUAUAACAAAAUGCUUAAUUGUUGGAAUUAAAAUAAAGGCCGAGCAUAAAACAAAAUCGAUGGCUUUCAAAACGCAGUUUAA
This is a messenger RNA of Vollenhovia emeryi, 6670 nucleotides long. RefSeq lists its product as uncharacterized. The coding region runs from base 301 to 6102 and encodes 1933 amino acids. The record is from RefSeq and is a predicted model, not a curated record. The transcript has 13 exons. NCBI's taxonomy places the organism in Eukaryota, Metazoa, Arthropoda, Insecta, Hymenoptera, Formicidae.